AAACUGUUAAAUCAAUUUUGCAAAGUUUUACAAGAGAUGUAAAGUUAAAAAUGUAUUAUUGAAUGUAACGUUAUGCUUUAUAUAACAUUAAAGAACGGUAUUUUUGUUGAUAAAACGCAUCCGCACAUGAUUAACAAAAGGCGCCUAACAAGUCGCUCACUAUCAUGAAUCGGUCAUUGACCAGUAGAGAUGAGAGAAACCGAGCUUUUUGAAACUCAGGAGUCACUUGAACCAAAAACUGGCCGUAAUUCUGUGAAUCACUGAUUCGAAGCGCAUGAAUCACGGCGACGACGAAAACACAAACAUUUAUUGUCCAAACACACAGAAAAACUCCUGGUGAAGCAACUGAGAUCCAUGUUACACUAUUAUAAAGAUGGCGUUUAUUAAAGAGGAGAGUGAAGACAUAAAGAUUGAAGAAGAAGAAACCUUAAGAGUGAAACAAGAAGAUAUUGAGAGACAAACAGAUCUGAUGGCAGUGAAAGAGGAGAGUCAAGAGGACACUAAAAAGGAAGUCAAAGAUCUGCAUGCUAAACAUCAUGAUUUAUUAACUGGAGAAAAAACCUUGAAUUGCUCACUGAAUGAGAAGACUUCAAAAAGAAAAAGAGCUCAAAAUAAAGAAAGUAAUAUGACCUGUGAAUAUUGUGGAAAGGCUUUCAUAAAACAUAAAAACCUUCAAGUUCACAUGAGAGUUCACACAGGAGAGAAGCCAUUUACAUGCCAGCAGUGUGGAAAGAGUUUCACUCAAAAAGGUAGUCUUAAAUCCCACAUGAGAGUUCACACUAAAGAGAGCCCUUUCACCUGUGAACAAUGUGGAAAAAGUUUUACUCAAAAAGGAAACCUGAAAGUCCAUAUGAGAAUUCAUUUUAAAGAGACCCCAUUCACCUGCCAAGAAUGUGGAAAAAGUUUCACUCAAAAAGGAAGCCUGAAAGAUCACAUGAGAAUACACACUGGAGAGAACCCUUACACAUGCCAACAAUGUGGAAAAAGUUUCAUUCGAAAAGGAAACCUGAAAGUCCAUAUGAGAGUUCACACUGGAGAGAGCCCUUACACCUGCCAACAUUGUGGAAAAAGUUUUUCUCAAAAAGCAAGCCUUAACAGCCACACAAGAAUUCACACUGGAGAAAGGCCUUUCAAAUGCUCCCAGUGUGAAAAGAGUUUUACACAUAAAGGAACCCUUACUAACCACAUGUCAAUUCACACUGGAGAGAAGCCAUUCGUAUGUGGUCUGUGUGGAAAGGGUUUCAGAUUUUCAAUAACCCUUAAUUACCACAUGAAGAUUCACUCAAAAGAUAACUGUUCUGUAUGUCACCAAUGUGGAAAACGUUUCACAGACAAGAAACACCUUAAGAAUCAUGUUGAAAUUCACAUUGGAGAAAAGCCUUUCAUGUGUCAUCACUGUGGAAAGACAUUCAAAAACAAUGCAAACCUUCAGAUUCACAUAAGAAUUCACACUGGAGAGAAGCCUUUCACCUGUCUUCAGUGUGGAAAGAGUUUCACGGUUAAAGGAAACCUUGACAUUCACUCAAGGGUUCAUACUGGAGAGAGGCCUUACAGUUGUCUUAGGUGUGAGAGGACUUUCAAAUAUCAUAGAGACCUGAAAUGUCAUUUGCUAACUCAUUCUAGAAAGAAAUUACAAAGAUCUGAGUGUGACAAGAGUUUAACGAAAAGGAGCAAUUUAAGAAAUCACCUGCACAUUCACUCUGGAGGAAGGCGAUUUAGUUGUGAUCAGUGUAAAAAAACAUUUCUUUUGCAAUCACAUUUAAAGAUGCAUGUGAAAAGUCACACAGAUGUGAGACCCUAUUCUUGUUCUUUUUGUAGAAAGCAUUUUAAAUGGCUCAGCAAUUUAAAAUGGCACCAGAAAUUAUCUACCUGUGUGAAAUCAAAGCUACGUUCAUGCCGCAGAUGAAUGUGGCCCAAAUUGGAUUUUCUGCUCAAAUGGUUUUUUUUUGUUUGUUUGUUUUGUUUUUUGUUUUAAAAUAUGGCCCAUAUCAGAUACUUGUCUGAACAGGUGAUGUUCAUACAAAACUCAAAUCUUCAUUGAUUUAGUGGUGUUAAAUUCUUCUAUUUUCGUCUUUUAUCUCUUUAUACUUUGCCUUGAUUUUUUCUUUUCUUUUCGGCAUAUGAAUACCUGUGUCCUUUUGGUAUAAUUGCAAAUAUUGAGUAAUUGAGGUAAACGUCUUAUAAUUUCGAUUGUAUAGAGAUGUUACUCAUAUACACUAUAUUGACAAAAGUUUUGGUACACCCCUCCAUAUCUUUGAAUUCAGGUGUUCCUAUCACUUCCAUGGCCACAGGUGUAUAAAAUCAAGCACCUAGGGAUGUAGACUGCUUCUACAAACAUUUGUGAAAAAAUGGGUCACUCUCAGGAGCUCAGUGAAUUCAA
Messenger RNA from Megalobrama amblycephala (Wuchang bream), 2380 nucleotides. Its product is annotated as gastrula zinc finger protein XlCGF57.1-like. Lineage: Eukaryota; Metazoa; Chordata; Actinopteri; Cypriniformes; Xenocyprididae. The coding region runs from base 374 to 1906 and encodes 510 amino acids. The record is from RefSeq and is a predicted model, not a curated record. The transcript is spliced from 3 exons. Gene Ontology annotation, cellular component: nucleus.